ACAACAAUGUGUCCACCACCAUGGCUUGCCAAUAGCAUGCCGCAGCUCCUCCGACCAAGUCUUCUCCUUUGUGAGGCAUUCUAUCACUUCAUAAUGACUAUCCUCGAAACCCUCUUUCUCGACCGAUCCCCCUCAACCCUCCUGAAUCUGACUGCCCUCCGCUACAAAUCCUUCGGACGUCUUUGGAGCACAAGUGGCGCGCAAAUGUCUGCCGAAAUGCCCGGUAACUUCGCAUCGCUUGCGAGCGCAACCUCAGGUGUGGUCCUCGAUAUUGGGCCCGGGUCUGGCGAGCUUUUGUACAUGUUCGACAGCGCAAAGAUUUCUGCCAUGUACGGCGCGGAGCCUGCCGAGAGUCUGCAUCCAGGUCUCGCUCGCAGAGCUCAAGAAGCAGGGUUCGGGGACAAGUAUCAUGCGCUGGUUUGUGGGGGUGAACCGGAGAGCUUGAUACCAGCUCUGCAUCGAAGCGGGAUUCUGGAAGAAGCGGGGAAAAAGACAGGAGAUGGAGAUGGUGUAUUCGAUGAGAUUGUUUGUGCGAGAGUUCUGUGCGGCGUGCCACAUCCCAAGGAAACGAUUCGUGGACUGUAUGCAUUAUUGAAACCGGGAGGUCGCAUGGUCAUUUGCGAGCACGUUGUCAAUCCCUGGCGCACUGAAGGGAGACUAGCGGCGAGAUUGAUGCAGGUUGUGUAUACCAUUGCCGGAUGGCCCUUCUUCAUGGGAGGGUGCGAAUUGCAGCGGCACACGCCCGAGUGCUUGCGAGAAGCUGGAGAAUGGGACAGCUUCAAGCUUGAGUAUGUGGCGCCGAAAGACGCGAUCCCGUUCGUAGUGGGAGAGUUGGUGAAGAAGGCGUAA
Messenger RNA from Periconia digitata, 849 nucleotides. The record is from the annotation of a GenBank genome assembly. Lineage: Eukaryota; Fungi; Ascomycota; Dothideomycetes; Pleosporales; Periconiaceae.